Hypoxylon trugodes is the source of this 1077-nucleotide messenger RNA. RefSeq names its product ribonuclease H-like protein. NCBI's taxonomy places the organism in Eukaryota, Fungi, Ascomycota, Sordariomycetes, Xylariales, Hypoxylaceae. The record is from RefSeq and is a predicted model, not a curated record. Gene Ontology annotation, molecular function: RNA-DNA hybrid ribonuclease activity; nucleic acid binding. Bases 120 to 1052 code for a protein of 310 amino acids. Gene Ontology annotation, biological process: DNA replication, removal of RNA primer. The transcript has 2 exons.
UACAUGACAGUCAUCUCAUGACACCACAGUCAGGGUUUUAAUACUUAACCAUUACUAUUUCCUAAUUUACCUAGUUCCCCUUCACCCAUUUCCAACAGGUUUAACCAUAAACUUCCACAAUGCCUCUCGGAUGGUACCUUGCCCAGGGCUUAUACCCUCUUGCCCCAUCCGACAGCGAUGAUGAAGAGGGCGCGUGUGAAUUGCCCGAUGGCCGGAUCGUCUGCGGCCCACACGGGCUCGUAGUAUGCGGAAAGUGUUGCACAGAUUAUUCUUUCAUGGACGACAAUUCAAGUGACCUUGAGGAGCAGGACGAAGGUGAUGAAAGUGACAGCUCGGCCGAUCAUCCAGAAAGCGAACAAGAUUUUGAUAUCGAAGAACUGCCCUUCGAAAAGAAGAGAAGGGGCACCGGCCAAGUAUUCCCUACCAAAUUCACUCCUCCGACACCUUUCAGCAUUCCAACACAACUCUUCCCCGGUCGUAGAACUUAUAUGCAGUGGACAAGAUACAUCGAUCGCAACGAUCCACGCUCUGUUCUCAUUUUAACUGACGGUGCGUGCUUGAAUAAUGGCCAGCCGAAUCCUAAGGCCGGCUGGGCUUUCGUCCACGGGCCAGGACUCACUGGUCAACCCGCGGUCGCAUCUGGUAGGCUUGAGAGCAAGGGGCCUUUUGGCGAUGAGAGCAUACAGAGUAGCAACAGGGCCGAGCUUCGCGCCGUUAUCGCGGCUCUACGCUCCCGAGCCUGGGAAGGUGAAGGAUUCAAUACCGUUACCUUCGCCACCGACUCGGAGUAUGUGGUUGAAGGUGCUACAUCAUGGGCGAGGAGGUGGAUUACCAAUGGUUGGAAGACGAGCAUGGGAGCAGAUGUUAAGAAUAAAGACCUUUGGGAAAUGCUUCUAGGCGAGGUUGAGAAGGCGAACGAGGAGAGGCUCUCUGUCCGCUUCUGGAAGAUCCCGAGGGAGUAUAAUAUAGUUGCGGAUGUAGCUGCGAAGGCGGCGGCCUCAGAGGGAAACGUACCAGAUAGGUGGGUGGAGACGGUGGGUAUCGCAAUAUAGCUUUCUCGCUAUCUAAGCACCUAUG